This is a messenger RNA of Anguilla rostrata (American eel), 6221 nucleotides long. It is a transcript of the gene extl3, whose product is annotated as exostosin-like glycosyltransferase 3. The transcript has 7 exons. The record is from RefSeq and is a predicted model, not a curated record. NCBI's taxonomy places the organism in Eukaryota, Metazoa, Chordata, Actinopteri, Anguilliformes, Anguillidae. Gene Ontology annotation, cellular component: membrane. Gene Ontology annotation, molecular function: glycosyltransferase activity. Bases 1221 to 4010 code for a protein of 929 amino acids.
CUCAUAACAAACACUUGAUAAACACUUGAUAAUAAAUUAUAUCUGACGAAAAACACGUUUUCAACGUACAAAAAUGCCUAGUUACAUGAGCAAAAUGUGUUCAGACGCUAAGAAGAGAGAACACAAGUUCACAAGUUCUUGGAAGAAUUUAGGAAGCAUGUUUAAUUUUAGCUAAGGUAGCCAAUACUGUUUAUUGUAACUUGGCGUAAUUUUGAUAGCAGUACUUUUAAUUGCAGGCCUAGAUUUUGCAAGUGUUAAUGAAUUAUAAUGCUUUGUAUGUGUGGGUAACUUGGCAUUUUUGUACGUUGAAAACCUGUUUUUCUUCAGAUUCUUACACAGUUCAGUGGGGUUGGCCUACAAAAAGACGUCAUCACUGCUAUGUCAGCACAGAAUGCACCGCCUUGCAUGUUUGCCUGAAGAGUCUUCCUCUGCCAAUGCAGCCUUCACAGUGUGAAAUUACGCACCGUGUCGUAAGCGUUAUCUUGAUUUUAGAGCAAGAAUGUGAAAAUUAUUAUUUUUUUAAAUAACGUGAAAAGAUACAACUGCAGAUUUCGUCACUCCAAAAUGAAGUACUAGAGUCCGCCUUUGUCCACUGGAACAAGCGUUUUUUUAUUUUUAGCAAGAACCGAAGAGAAAACUCAACACUGACUAGGAGAGAAGGCUAGACAAGUUGCCAGCUCGGGAGCUGAAAUUUAAGAAGACUGCUGGUAAGGCUCGUCUGAUGUCUGUCAAAUGAGUGAGCUGGGAACCUUGGAGGUUUGGUGAAGAAAUGUAUCAUCUGCCCACGUCAUUUAUCUAACCUCUGAAGGAUGCAAACCCCAGGGGCAGGAGGUCUGGACUCAUGAGGCCAAUCUGCCGGCCAGAAACUAGCCAAUUCUUCCUAGAUAUUCAGUGUCCUCAGUGCCAUGGAACCUCCUACGCCUUUGUUAGUUUUGGGCUUUUCUCAGCUCUUGAAUAGUUCAAGAGUCCAAAAAUGCCAAACAGCGAAGAAGUUGGGAUGGACAAAGUGUGCAGCUCAUGUUACCCUUGGAGGAGGAAGAUGAAAUGUCCUCUGUUUUGGUCUCAAAAGUCUACACAAGGCUAAACUUUGACACAGGUGACAGGAAAAGCUCCCAAGAAGAGAGUGUGAAUGUGCUUUCCAUAUUAUUAGAUAAAAUUCCGUCAUGGCUGCUGACCCUCCAUGACACCAACUUAGUUAUAAAACACUGAAUGAGGAACGCAUGACUGCAUACAACAUGCUGCGAAAUGGUGGGGGGGUAGGGAAUGGUGGCCAGCCAUGGGUCUUGCGCUGGUCCAAUCGCAUCCGGCUAACCUGGCUGAGCUUCACACUCUUCUUUAUCCUGGUAUUCUUCCCACUGAUCGCACACUAUUACCUCACCACUAUUGAUGAGGCUGGGGGCCCUGACAAGCGGAUCUUUGGGCCUCGGCCAGGCGGUGAGCUGUGCGAGGUGAAGCAUGUGCAGGAUCUUUGUCGCAUUCGGGAGUCAGUGAGCGAGGAGCUACUGCAGCUGGAGGCUAAGCGGCAGGAGCUUAACGGUGAGAUUGCCCGGCUCAACAUAAAGAUUGAGGCAUGCAAGAAAAGCAUUGACAAUGCAAAGCAGGACCUUCUCCAGCUGAAAAAUGUUAUCAGCCAGACCGAGCACUCUUACAAGGAGCUGAUGGCCCAGAAUCAGCCUAAGCUGUCACUCCCCGUCAGGCUGCUCCCUGACAAGGAUGAUGCAGGACUUCCUCUGCCUAAAUCAGCCCAUUCCUGCCGGCUUCACUCCUGCUUUGACUACUCUCGUUGUCCACUCACCUCUGGGUUCCCAGUCUAUGUGUACGACACAGCGGUCUACCCCUGGGGGGAGAACAUUGAUCCAUUGGUCAAGCAGGCCUUUGCCUCCUCCAUCAAAAGCAGUAUUUAUGUGAUCGACAACCCAAACAUUGCCUGCUUGUACAUAGUGCUGGUUGGGGAGCUGCAAGACUCUUCAUCCUCUUCUUCCUCCUAUUCUUCUCUGUCACCCACUAAUUUGGAAAAGCAGCUGCAUGCUUUGCCUUACUGGAGAACUGAUGGCCACAAUCACCUGCUGGUCCACCUGUCCAGGAAAUCCAUGACACAAAACUUCCUCUACAAUGUGAGCACAGGCCGGGCAGCUGUGGCACAGUCCACCUUCCUGGAACGCCAAUAUCGUGAAGGCUUUGACCUGGUGUUAUCACCUCUUGUCCAUGCCCUCUCUGAACCCAACUUCCUGGAAGUGCCCCCACAGGUCCCUGUCAAGAGGAAGUACCUCUUCAGCUUCCAGGGGGAGAAGGUAGAGUCCUUGAAGAGCAGCCUGCAGGAGGGGCCACCCCAGUCCUUUGAGGAGGAGAUGGAAGGUGACCCCCCAGCCGACUACGAUGACCGCAUCAUUGGUACCCUCAAGGCUGUUCAAGACAGCCGACUGGACCAGGUUCUGGUGGAAUUCACCUGCAAGAACAGGCCAUGGCUCAGCCUGCCCACCGAGUGGGCACUGUGUGGUGAGCGUGAGGAGCGGCUGGGGGUACUGAAGGCCUCCACCUUUGCCUUAGUCAUCUCUCCUGGUAAUGGGCAGCUAGUGGCAUCUGCCGGCUGCGGCAUGCGGCUCUUUGAGGCCCUGGAGGUUGGGGCCAUCCCUGUUGUUCUAGGUGACCACUCUCGGCUGCCCUACCACCAGCUGAUAAGCUGGAGUGAGGCAGCGCUGAUCGUGCCCAAGCAACGCAUCACUGAGUUGCACUUUCUGCUCCGCAGCAUCUCUGAUAACGACCUGCUGGCCAUGCGACGGCAGGGCCGCUUCCUAUGGGAGACCUACCUCUCCACAGCCGAAAGUGUCUUCAGCACCAUCCUAGCCAGUGUGCGGACGCGCAUCCAGAUCCCGGCCGCACCCAUCCGAGAGGAGCCAGCCCAGGAGAUCCCCCACAAGGCCGGCAAGGCGGCAGGUACUGACCCCAACAUGGCUGACAAUGGGGACCUGGACCUUGGGCCAGUAGAGACAGAGCCACCAUAUGCCUCGCCCAGAUACCUGCGCAAUUUUACCUACACGGCCGCCGACACCUACCGCACCUGGAACCGCCCCCCAGGGCCCUUCCACCUCUUCCCCCACACCCCACUUGACCCAGUGCUGCCUUCUGAGGCUAAGUUUCUGGGGUCCGGGACUGGCUUCCGGCCCAUCGGUGGAGGCACAGGAGGCUCUGGGAAGGAGUUUCAGGCAGCACUGGGUGGAAACGUGCCCCGGGAGCAGUUUACGGUGGUGAUGCUGACGUAUGAGCGGGAGGAGGUGCUGAUGAACUCCCUGGAAAGGCUGAACGGGCUGCCAUACCUCAACAAGGUGGUGGUGGUUUGGAACUCUCCCAAACCACCCUCUGACGACCUCCUCUGGCCUGACAUUGGCCUCCCCAUUGUGGUGGUUCGGACAGAGAAGAACAGUCUCAACAAUCGCUUCCUGCCUUGGGAUGCUGUGGAAACGGAGGCUAUAUUAUCUAUUGACGACGAUGCACACCUUCGACACGAUGAAAUCAUGUUCGGGUUUCGGGUAUGGCGUGAGUCCAGGGAUCGAAUCGUGGGCUUCCCAGGACGCUACCAUGCUUGGGAUGUGAACCACCAGUCCUGGCUGUACAACUCCAACUACUCCUGCGAGCUCUCAAUGGUUCUGACAGGUGCUGCUUUCUUCCACAAGUACUAUGCCUACUUGUACUCCUAUGUGAUGCCCCAGGCAAUCCGUGACAUGGUAGAUGAGUAUAUCAACUGCGAGGACAUUGCCAUGAACUUCCUGGUGUCUCACAUCACGCGAAAACCCCCUAUAAAGGUGACAUCCCGCUGGACAUUUCGAUGCCCUGGCUGCCCUCAGGCCCUGUCCCAUGAUGACUCGCACUUCCACGAGCGCCACAAGUGCAUCAACUUCUUUGUAAAGGUGUAUGGCUACAUGCCGCUGCUCUACACACAGUUCCGCGUAGACUCGGUGCUGUUCAAGACCCGGCUCCCCCACGACAAGACCAAGUGCUUCAAGUUCAUAUAGGGGAAGAGGUGCACAAGUGUGGACAGACUGACCCCAUGAGGAGGGAAAGUGGAACAAGUGGGAUGAGGGCAGAGGGAUUGGCACCCCCAGGGAUAGGGGGGGGGGGGGGGAGUGCUCAGUUUCCAGUUCUUGACUGUGGGGCAUGGACUAAUCUUGUGGUAAAACUAUUGGGGAUAUAGCUUGCUGCCUUUUUUUUCUUUUGCAUUUUGUGCCUGCAUCCCAGCAGAGACCACUAUAUAUCUUGCUCAAACCACUCUUUGAUGAAAAGAAAAUUCUUGAAUGUUCCUCGGACCUGUUGUUCAGAAUGGACUGCAGAUGGACAUUACAGCUUUUACUGCAGAGGGCAGGCACACACCAUUUUUGUCCACAUAAAUGUUUGUGGCAGAACACAUUUCUCAUUGCCCUCUACCAUUUUGUUAAUUUUACUGUUGAAUUUAUAUAUACUCUGUGUAUGUGAGAAUUUAAAAAAGCACUGAUGUUCACCUCGCUAUUUUAUUCAAGGAGUUUUUAAAAUGUGUUGGUGUUUAAUUGUACAAAGGUCUGUGUAUUAUGGACCGUUGUCAAACUAAUUUCUUGAGUUAAAAAAAUAUGCUAACUUGUGUGGGGCACACUUCUGUGUUUGGCUGGGUACAAACUGACUCAACAGGAAUCCACAGAUUAGGAAUCCAUGAGCGGUGUCAAGCACCCAAAAGUUAUAAAACAAAAAUUCUAAAAUUCUUAAUUGUUAAUCACACAUGAGCACAAUAUUAAAUCAAGACACCUUUUUUGACUUGCACUGGAGAACUCAUGAGUACUCAGUCUCAGUACUAACGGAAUGUUGUUUCCUCCUGUCCCCAAAGGCCUUUCUGGUCAAAGGUGAUUACAGACAUGCUUAUUUUGUUUUAGUUCAGCCCCUUACCCUCACUGUGAAAUGCAGAGGUUAGCCUCCUGUCAUUUUUUUUUUGUAUUGCUUGAAUAUAUUGGAUUUUCAGUGUACAGUACAUUGGUGUUGUUUUUUAAGGCAGGCAGGCAGUCUUAAUAUGAAGGGUUCAUCCCCCCUCAGAUAGAAUAUCUCUGGUUUUGCCUAGCUGUAGGUUCCAGAAAAGUACGAAUGCAGUAUACGCACAAAAUCAGUGACUAUUGCAAUGAACACAGUGGCAUCUGUGUUCAUUACAGUUCUUAGAACCAUGCAUUUUGGACAGGUUAUAGCAUGGUUAUGUGUAAGAACUUUAGAUGCCACUGUGUUCAUUACAAUAGAUCCAGCAUUGUGGUUAGUUUUUGCAGAAAAUUCACAGCCGCUUCUGUAUCUUGAUCUACGGAAAGCUCCACAUUACUGCCCCCAAGAGGAACCUCUCAAAAAAGGGAGAUUCAAAUGACCUUUGUUACCUUUGUUUGGGUUGCCACAUGCCUAUGUUUACUACAUCUGUACUUGGCUAACAGUUCAUUUUUCUCUUCUCGCUGCAACACCGUGAUCAAUGACUAGUUGGUAAUUCCCUUACUGAUACGUGGAUGCAGCAGCAGUUGAUUUUAUGCAGAAGCACAAAUGCACCUUUAGUGGGCAAGGCAGAGUGUGCACCUUGGCAAAAGCUUUAACAAAGCUUUUCCCACCGCAAAUAUAGUGAGUCCCAUAAUGUUUAGGACAGACAUUUUUUCUUGCUUUGGCUCUGUACUCCACAAUUUUAGAUUUGUCAUCAAACAAUUACAUGUGCUAUAAAUGCAUGUUCUCAGCUUUCAUGUAAGGGUAUUUUUGUACAUUAUGAUUUCAUCAUGUAGAAAUUGCAGCACAUUUUAUACAUAGUCCUCAGGUUCAAGGAACCAUAAUGUUUGGGACAAAUUGCUUCACAGGUGUUUCUGAUAAGUUGUGUGUUCAGUUGCUUCCUUAGUGCAGGUAUAAGACCGCUUUCAAACAUUAUUGUAACCUGAAAUGGGGGAGGGGAGGGGGAGAACAGCAAAACCAAGAAAAAAUGUCUUUGUCCCAAAGACAAUGGAGCUCACUGUCCCUUCGUCCUGUUGGUUAUCACAUGUACUUUGCUACAGUAACACUGCACACCUUCAGUCCUCUAAUUGGCUUUAUUCCAACCAAUUUAACUUCUGAACCCCAAUGCUGGUUUACUUCUGCAUUAGAGCACAGAUUUAAAAAGAAUGCAUUUGCUGUCUACAGCUGUAACUCAUGACUAUCACAAAUGGCAGAACAAGUAUAUGAAACUAAAAAUAAAUGAAAAUCAAACUAAA